This is a messenger RNA of Strongylocentrotus purpuratus (purple sea urchin), 3700 nucleotides long. RefSeq names its product RING finger domain and kelch repeat-containing protein DDB_G0271372-like. NCBI's taxonomy places the organism in Eukaryota, Metazoa, Echinodermata, Echinoidea, Camarodonta, Strongylocentrotidae. Gene Ontology annotation, biological process: positive regulation of DNA-templated transcription. Bases 311 to 2551 code for a protein of 746 amino acids. Gene Ontology annotation, cellular component: nucleoplasm; chromatin. The transcript has 2 exons. Gene Ontology annotation, molecular function: ubiquitin-protein transferase activity; zinc ion binding. The record is from RefSeq and is a predicted model, not a curated record.
ACAUGUAUACGUUUAUGUUGUACUUGUUCAUAAUUUUCAUGGGCAUGAUUUGUUAGGUUUGUUAGGAAAAUCAGGAUACUUUUGGUUUAAAUUGUAAAAUAUCAUAACUAUCUGACUUCUGGCUCUGCCACAGAUUAGCAGCCAAUAUUAACCUAGGUAGCGCCUCCGCCUCCAUAGCCUCAUCUUAGGUAAUACCGUUACUCGUUAGGCAUACGGUACUAGCGCUAGCUGUGCCACCGAUAGCGGAAUAAGCCUACACUGGCGACAGCCGACUACAGUGCAAGGAACUAUCGUACAGAGUACAGAGAGGAUGUCAUCGCAGACAUCAGAGGAGUUGGAUGUCGCAAGGUGGUUUAAGGACGAGCUUCAAUGUAACAUCUGCAAGAACCUUCUCUCCAACCCCAGGUCUCUGAACUGCUUCCAUCUCUUCUGUCUUGAAUGCCUCGAGAAGCAAGUUUACAACCUUGAGCAAAAUUGCGAUGAAGCCUGUCGCAGUUUACGUUGCCCUUCAUGUGAUGGUGGGACAGCAGUGGACAGCUUGGAGAGUCUAUCCAGACUUAAGACUGAUGUGUCCGUUAAGCGGUUACUGGAGAGUUUACAAGGUCUGGGGCUGAUCGGACACGAUGGACUAAGUGAAAAAUCAUUUGGGUCUGGAGUGGGACUUGGACAUUCCUUGAUUACAUCUUCAGAUGUCACUUCGAUUGAUUCUGUUGAGUUUCCAAGCUUUGUCACAUCCGUUGGUAGUGAGUCAUCGAUGUCUUUGAGUAUGAUGCUGUCAGGUGAUUUGACAGCAUCUUUACCGCGAGGCGACGGUGACAUUGUCUGUGAUCAUGGAGUCACAAGCAUAUCAGGUGAUUCCAAAAGUGAUUCAAUAGGAUCACUUAGGUCAUCAGGGUUUCAACGCAAAUCCCCCAUAGCGCCAAACCAAAUCCAACUAAGACCUGACAGCUAUGAUUCUGAUAACUUGAGCCUGGCUAUCAGCAGUGAACGAAACACCGCAACUACCAAAUCCACCACAGGAAACGACAUGUUCUCCAUGGGAACGUCAUCAGGGCAUCAGCGAUCAGACGAUGGUUCUGAAAAUGAACCAGCUAACAUCAAGAUGGAGAGACGAUGUCCAAUGCAUCUUCAGUACCUUUUGACUAUUUAUUGCUUGCAAUGCAAGUUGGCCAUCUGUAAGGAAUGCAAGGAAGAAGAACAUCAUGGGCAUGAGACUGGUGACCUCCCAGCUGAAGCGGAUCGUCUAAGGUGUGAGCUAAUAACGAUGAUUAAAGAUGCGAAUGAAGGAAUAAGGACCGUCGGUAAGGCACAAAAGAUAUUACGUUCUCAACGAAUAUUUGACAUACAUUCAUUAGCAAACCAACUAAAUUUGUUAGAAGAGCAGAUAAAGGCAAAUGCUCAAGAUAUGAUUGCACAAAUUGAGAAGAAUAAGGACAUGCUUUUGGAUGAAGUCAAGCGGCUCCGACAAGCCUCAAAUGUUAAGGUGCUUAACACUCUUGAGGAGGAUAUGAGUACAGGAAGACGCAUAGCAACCGUUGUUAAGCAUCAUGGGGAUGCCGUUGAUGUUGUAAACACAUCAAGAGCUGUCUGCAAGAAGAUGAAGAAAGCAACCGGUAUAUGUGCCAGCGGAGGGGCUAUUGAUAGAAUCAGAGAACUCUCAGUUCGGUUUUCUGGUAACAGGGCUACAGACCUUGCAGUUGGACAACUCCAGGAGAACACCGAGUGGAAACUGUCCCAUCAACUCCCUAUCCCGUUUGACAAACGGGGUUGCAUGCAGGGUAUGGUAUCGUUGCGGGAUGGACGCUUGGCUGUAGGUUACGAAACGGGUGGUAUUGAUAUCUUCAGCACCAUUGAAAAACAAGAUGGACCACCUUCCAGAAUCCUUGAACAUGUAGAGUUGGUAGAUCUCGCUGCCACGUUAGUGGACACCAUCAUCGUGUACCCGAUGUAUGGUGAGAUCAAAGAAGUGACACCUGAUGGCGAGGAACGUCCAAUCAGAUUUGCUGCUCCCUCGUCUACGCAACAUGUCUCCAUGUCAUCAGGCAUUGAUGGACGGAUAUUCUUAGGGUAUGCUGAGCACAGCGAAAUCCACCAGUUCCAACAAAGUGGAGGAAACCCUCUGAAGAGUAUCUCGAUGGAUCAUUGUCAACCUCAGCAGAUUGAUGUCACCUCAUGUGGAAAGGUUGUGGUGAAGGACAGGUCUGGUGUCAAGGUUCUGGACCCAACUACCAAUGCUACCACCGACAUCUUCAAGGUCGACAAAACACAGUUCGCCUACUCCACUUGUGAUAUCAACGAUGAUGUCUAUGUCGCCAAAGUUUCAGCUUUGGGGCGGGACAGCAAGGCAUCUAUAGAUAAAUACACCCUUGAUGGAUCACUUCUCGAACCUAUCUCUAGAGAUCUUCAGAUGUCUAGGAACCUUUCAGGUGACUACUGGCUUCGACUUGUCUCAUUGUCGCCUUUCAAGCUUGCUGUUUGUGAUGGCUCAUUGAUAUCCAUCUACCAGAGACAACCAAGCGUGAUUGGGCUAGCGAACGAUCUUGGACUAUGACUUAGAUCAAUGUACUUCAAGUGUAUCAAUUACCAGAAAUUAUUUUGCUCUGUACGAUUAUUAUAUUCAUUGUUAUAAUUUACCUCUUCUGGAUAUGAAUCUAGAAAAGACUUCAUGACUCUAAGAUUAGUUUUAGUAUUAGUAAAUCUAACUAUAUACCGGAUUUCGGCACUACAGAUGAAUAGAUAUGUUGUUUCUUUAAAAAAGGAAAAUGACCAAUAAUUACAAAUUCAAGAAAAAAUAAUAAUGAUAAUCAUAUGACUGAAAGAGUCACAAAUUUUACAGGAACACAUGCUUCUAUUGUUUGGUUCUGUUUCUUAUAUACGUACUUACUUGGAAUAUACUUGGGUAUAGAGACUGGAAGCUUAGUUUAUUUGUCCUCUUUACUGUUGCAUCCCGUCUCAAGUAUGGUCUCAAGUAUUCCGUAAGACUGAAGUUUACAUAUGAGCCGUUGAUGUGGCACGCUGCCGAAUGCUUUUCAAUAAUCCAGAUAGACACAGUCUACAUGAUGACCCUGGUCAAUGACAUCUGUCCACUCCUCGCAAACUUCUAAUAGCUGAGUCAAACAAGAUCUUCCAGCCCGAAAUCCAUGUUGUUCAUCACACAUUAACUUGUUCUGUUCUAAAUGAUGUAUGACAUGCUUUCUUACUAGUUUCUCCAUAGACUUGCAUAUAAUGGAUGUCAGACUCACAGGUCAGUAGUUGGCUGGGUCAUUCUUCUUGACCUUCUUGAAGAUUGGAACCACUGUUCCAAAAUGUUUGUCAAAAUUAAUGAUCCUAGUACAAAAUUUUAUUUAGGUUGAAUGAGAUCUGUGUUGAUCUAUACUCAACAGACAUGAGAGGACCUACCCUAUUGUCAAACAACACAUUCUGCAAAAUUAUGAUCGACUUGUGAAUUUCCUCUUUAUACUUGUAUGAACAGAGACCUUAACAAAACACUCGACAAAGUAUGAUACAAUUUAGAUUGUGGAGUCACGCAUGGCAUGUCAUUCUGACAAUGAUUGCAUUAUCGUUUCAAACAGUGUGUUUUGAUAAAGGAAAAACUAAUAACUUGGAUUUAAUUUCUCGUGAGAAAUAUGAAACUCAAUUUUUUCAGAAAAAAAGUAAUGCUUGUACUAGUUUUGGGAAAAUAAUGUAUUUUCCUAUUAUG